Messenger RNA from Acanthaster planci (crown-of-thorns starfish), 2095 nucleotides. Its product is annotated as nucleolar protein 11-like. Gene Ontology annotation, biological process: maturation of SSU-rRNA. Gene Ontology annotation, cellular component: nucleolus. The record is from RefSeq and is a predicted model, not a curated record. NCBI's taxonomy places the organism in Eukaryota, Metazoa, Echinodermata, Asteroidea, Valvatida, Acanthasteridae. Gene Ontology annotation, molecular function: RNA binding.
AUCGAUCACGCGUUUGCAGGCCGGGUGCCCACAUGUCUCACGCGUGUGGUACGGUCGACAAGUUGCACGUGUGUUGUGUGUUCAUCUUCAGUUCACAUGCGAUUCGUCAGUCAAGUUUUUCAAACAGAUAUCAGAGCCAGUAUGUCAUCAUCUACUGAUCAGCCCGGCAGCCUUGCUUCAUUAUUAGGAACAGAGAGUUCAGCAGCCCUCAGCACACAGUCAAGAAUUCCAGUCACGCUUGACUGGACGGAGAAACCCAAAACGAAGGAUGGGUCAACAACGCCUCACAAAGAUGAAGUGGAAAGUAUCGUAGAAGAAAUGCUAGAUCCCACUAAGGUUAAAACUCUUUUACACUUCAGCAGAGUCUGCAAAGCCUUCUUGGAGAAAUCCCAAACCGAUCUAGACUUGCCCUCAAGGACAUUAUUGGCAAGCCUGAUUCUUAACAACAUCACUGAUCGAAACAAGGAUGAGACAAAGAAGCACUUCUGGCCCAAGAAAUCAUUACUGAGGAUUAUUGAAGAGUGUAAUGUGGCUGCGAGCUCAUGUCCGUCAUUUUUACUGUCGGCCAUCGAGAUGAGAGACCUAGAGGUUGUCAAGUCCUGUGUUGAGCACAUGCAGGAUAUCCCAGAUAAUAUCUUGACAAAAGUGUUACAGUUCUUCAUCAGACAUAUCCAGGGCACAUCAAAUGGGAGUCAGGAGUCCACAGGUACCAGUUCACCGGAAACUUCUACUGCAUGUCCUGUGUCAACAGCAUGUGCCCAGUGCCUUAAUAAAGCCUUGUGCUGCCCCUUCAAUGACACGUUCAUCGUUGAUAGCUUAAGACAGUUCAGCUUUGACGAAGCUCUGGUGUUACUAAGAUAUCUUCAUUUUCUUCUGUCAACAAUGCCAGCCAGUGUCCAGGACGACUCCACGCCAACUCUUAACAUUGUCGCUGAUUGGAUAAGUGCUCUAUUAGAUGCUCACUUCACCCAGCUUAUCCUGUCUCCUGAAGCAAGAGUGCUGCUCGCUGAACUGGCACAAUCUGUGCAAAUGCAGGAGUCAUUCUACACUGAACUAGAAGCCGUAAAGACCAUCCUCCAGAGCUUCAAAGAUUCCGUGUUGGUACCCGUCAAACAGACGAGUGGCAGCUACAGCAUUGAAGUCCUGACCAUAUAGGAGAGAACACUUUGCCUAGACCAGAGCUGUUGAAGAACUGCUGCAUUGCGACUGAAUGCACCCAGAGAGAUCUUCAGCAUUGAGUUGUUCAGUCAUUCAUGUGAACUCAAAGCUGGAACAGUAGGGCGCUGAGUAGUCCAUUCGUAAGAACCAAGAUGUUGGUUUGGGGAUGCACGCGGUAGCAAAGCGUAAGAACACAGAUGCUUGAGGAGAAUGGGGAUGACUUGUCCCACGGAAAUGACACAGUUUGCACGUUUUUACUGUGUGAGGGCCUAGUUGAGGCUGACUCAAGCCUCUUGCGAAUAUAAGGAACAACUGACGAGAAAUUAGGCCAAAUGUCUUGUGCCCGGAAUUUUUCCACUUCAAAAUUUUCUUUGAAAUGAUUAGGAAAUACCGGAGUUGCGCAAGCACCAGCCCUUUUGUUAUGCAAACAGUCCAUGUGAUGUCAGGUUUACGAAAGCAAUUAAACGUCGUGGACAACUGAUGGAGUGGAGGUAGACACGAUCAUCUUGUUGAGCAUGGAGAUCCAUUCUGAAAACAUUUGGGGGCGUGUUCAUUAGUGCACUACGUAUGGUGGUAUUGACCAUACCUGUUUACCAUCACUGUUGUAGGCUAGGAAUGAGUAAUAUGGACAGCAUAUUCAGCAUUCCACCUCGAGGGUGGUGUGCGCAGUUUACAUACCAAAGAUGGCAGACAUGGGGAACUAGUCUCGUAAGCAGGUUGAGUCGCCAAUUUGUUUCCAAUGACGACUGGUAUACUGUCAUUCAGUAGAAGUAUUGGACUUACUUUACUGACAUUCCUUUUGUGGCUUGUGUAUUGCUUGGUUGAACAUGCCCAGAUCACCUUAACAGGUAUGGAGGGCCAUUUUAACAAACUCCUGCACGGUCAAUAAUAAUAAUGACUUACAUUUUUCCUCUCAAACAGUUGGACCAUUAUUCUA